Molecule: messenger RNA, 342 nt
Organism: Lactuca saligna
Lineage: Eukaryota; Viridiplantae; Streptophyta; Magnoliopsida; Asterales; Asteraceae
Source: the annotation of a GenBank genome assembly
AUGAAAAGAGAAAGAAACAUGAAGAAUGCACCUAUCGUUGUUACGACUUAUGAUGCUUCUCAAAGCUUCUCAAAGCUUUUGAUAAGAACACUAGCUCAGUUGCUUCUCAAAGCUUUUUAUAAGCACCCCGUCGAGUUUGCAUACCGGAAAUCGACCCACAUCCUCAAAUUAGUGUUUUUUUCAUCCUUCAAAUUACGUCCCACAUCCUCCAUAGAUCGAUCCUUAUUGCUUCAUUUCUCACAACAAAUUGAAUACUUUACAUUCACAGGGCAACAAAAUCAACUAUUUCUGGAACUUGGGUUUCAGUUCCAAUUGAAAUUGAAGGGUUUCUGGUCACCAUGA